ACUGCGACCACCACCACUCUCACUUGACCAGCAAAGAGCUUCCUUUUAAGAAUAGAACGGGCCAUGGUGAACCCUAGCGACACUCCUCCCGAUCCGUACGCGUUCCCCAAAGACUACACAUCAGACCCCGUGACAACACCAUAUGCAGGAAAGAAACGCGUUGCCAACGCCGUCUGUGUCGUGACAGGUGCUACUGGCGGCAUCGGCGCAGCCACUGUCGUCCGGCUGGCCGAAGAAGGAGCGAAAGGUGUGGUUGUCGUCGACUUGGACCAGGCCAAGUGCGACUCUUUCGUCGAGAAGCUGCAACAGAGCAAGACAUGUGGCCAGACGCAAUUCCUGGCCAGGGCUGCGGAUGUGACCAAGGAGGAAGACAUCGAGGGCAUCUUCAAGGCGGCCAUGGACAAGUGGGGCAAAGUGGACGUGGCCGUUGCAAAUGCAGGAACGGGCACGGCUCUGCGAGGAAUCACCGAAGAGACUGUUGAGAAUAUGGAGAAGAUCAAUCGGGUCAACAGCAUUGGCGUGUUUCUCACCAUCAAACAUGCUGCGAAAGUGAUGCGGCCCGACCCUAAAGUGCCGGGCACGGCGUCCAUCAUCGUCAUCUCAAGCACCACUGGCCUCUUCCCCGCCCCGUUGCUGUACCCAUACAGCACCUCAAAGUGGGCAGCGAGGGGCUUAGGUCUCUCAUCCGCUGCCGAACUUGGGCCCAGAGGCAUCCGCGUCAACAACGUCCAUCCAGGAGGCACUAUGACCCCGCUCCUGAGGGGAGGUUUCAGCACAGAGACACUCGAACGCAUUCGAAAAAGUUAUCCUCUCCGCCGCCUUGCGAAUCCCGUGGAGAUCGCCAACACCAUCCUGUUUCUGGCUUCGGACGAAUCUUCUUUCGUCACAGGUGCAACCCUCGAGGUGUCUGGUGGAGCGUGCAUGUGAAGGCUGUGACCCGCUCGACUUUCUCGAGCAACAAUAUCUUAUAACACAAGGACUUAUCGUGCGAGAGAGGAUGGAUUGAUGUGUCUGCUCCUUGUAGGCGAGGAAAUACUAUUGUUGAAAAAGGAGAUGAGUGCAGCUAGUGUACAAGAGAGUUGAGAUGGAGAAAUUGGCAAUGAGAGAUGAUCACAGGUAGGGGUUCCUUGCAUAGCCACCUGGAGGACCGCCCGAAGGAGGACCUCCAAAGUUUCCACCGGGAGGACCGCCGUAUUGGCCGACAGGAGGGCCCCGGGAAGGACCACCGGGAGGACCACCACCAGGCCGACCCAUGGGUCCGCCCAUCAGUGGUCGACUCUGACCCGUGUAGGGAUCCUUUUCGACGAGCAUGCUGACGUC
This is a messenger RNA of Acaromyces ingoldii, 1320 nucleotides long. RefSeq names its product NAD(P)-binding protein. The coding region runs from base 64 to 927 and encodes 287 amino acids. NCBI's taxonomy places the organism in Eukaryota, Fungi, Basidiomycota, Exobasidiomycetes, Exobasidiales, Cryptobasidiaceae. The record is from RefSeq and is a predicted model, not a curated record. The transcript is spliced from 6 exons.